Molecule: messenger RNA, 1758 nt
Organism: Orycteropus afer afer
Lineage: Eukaryota; Metazoa; Chordata; Mammalia; Tubulidentata; Orycteropodidae
Gene: MPP3
Product: membrane palmitoylated protein 3
Exons: 18
Coding region: 1-1758 (585 amino acids)
Cellular component (GO): plasma membrane; cell-cell junction
Molecular function (GO): protein binding
Source: RefSeq, a predicted model, not a curated record
AUGCCGGUGCUGUCUGAGGACUCGGGUUUGCAUGAGACUCUAGCACUGCUGACCUCUCAGCUCAGACCUGACUCCAACCACAAGGAGGAGAUGGGCUUCCUGAGGGAUGUGUUUAGUGAGAAAAGCCUCAGUUACUUAAUGAAGAUUCACGAGAAGCUCCGCUAUUACGAGAGGCAAAGCCCCACCCCAGUCUUGCACAACGCCAUGGCCCUUGCUGAGGAUGUGAUGGAGGAGCUGCAGGCUGCCUCUGUGCACAGUGAUGAGAGGGAGCUGCUCCAGCUGCUGUCCACCCCCCACCUCAGGGCUGUGCUCAUGGUACAUGACACCGUUGCCCAGAAGAAUUUUGACCCUGUCCUCCCUCCUUUGCCUGAUAACAUUGAUGAGGAUUUUGAAGAGGAAUCAGUGAAGAUCGUCCGCCUGGUGAAAAACAAGGAACCCCUGGGUGCCACCAUCAGACGGGACGAGCACUCGGGGGCUGUAGUCGUGGCCAGGAUCAUGCGAGGGGGUGCAGCAGACCGGAGUGGCUUGGUGCAUGUUGGAGACGAGCUUCGAGAAGUCAAUGGCAUCACAGUCCUACACAAGCGGCCUGAUGAGAUCAGUCAGAUUCUGGCUCAGUCCCAGGGAUCCAUUACCUUGAAAAUUAUCCCGGCCACCCAGGAGGAGGAUUGCUUGAAGGAGAGCAAGGUGUUCAUGCGAGCCCUCUUCCACUACAACCCUCGGGAGGACCGAGCCAUUCCCUGCCAGGAGGCGGGCCUGCCCUUCCAGCGUAGGCAGGUCCUGGAGGUGGUGAGCCAAGAUGACCCCACGUGGUGGCAGGCCAAGCGAGUGGGGGACACCAACCUUCGAGCCGGCCUCAUCCCCUCCAAGCAGUUCCAGGAGAGGCGACUGAGCUACCGGAGAGCCACAGGCACCCUGCCAAGCCCCCAGAGCCUCAGGAAGCCCCCCUAUGAUCAGCCUUGUGACAAAGAGACCUGUGACUGUGAGGGAUACCUCAGAGGGCACUACGUGGCUGGUCUUCGGAGGAGCUUCCGGCUGGGCCGCAGGGAGAGGCCGGGCAGCUCACAGGAAGGAAGGACACCUGCUAUAGCUGAGUCUCCGGAACUCCUGACCUACGAGGAGGUGGCCAGGUACCAGCACCAGCCCGGCGAGCGGCCACGCCUGGUGGUUCUCAUUGGGUCUCUGGGAGCCCGGCUGUAUGAGCUGAAGCAGAAAGUGGUGACAGAGAACCCACAGCACUUUGGCGUUGCUGUUCCACAUACCACCAGGCCCCGAAAGAGCCACGAGAAGGAGGGGGUGGAAUACCACUUUGUCUCUAAGCAAGCGUUUGAGGCCGACUUACAACACAACAAGUUCCUGGAGCAUGGCGAAUACAAGGAGAAUCUCUAUGGGACCAGCCUGGAGGCCAUUCAGGCUGUGAUGGCCAAAAACAAAGUCUGUUUGGUGGAUGUGGAGCCAGAAGCACUGAAACAGCUGAGGACCUCAGAAUUCAAACCCUACAUUAUAUUUGUGAAGCCUGCAAUUCAGGAGAAGAGGAAGACGCCACCUAUGUCCCCGGCAUUUGAAGCCACAGCAGCCCCACUUGAUGAGGAGCAGCAGCAGAUGGCCGCCUCGGCUGCCUUCAUCGACCAGCAUUACGGGCACCUGGUGGACGCCGUGCUGGUGAAGGAGGAUGUCCAGGGUGCAUACAGCCAGCUGAAAGUGAUCUUGGAGAAGAUGAACAAGGACACUCACUGGGUACCUGUCAGUUGGGUCAGGUAA